Brassica rapa (field mustard) is the source of this 2603-nucleotide messenger RNA. Its product is annotated as protein OSCA1. Gene Ontology annotation, molecular function: calcium-activated cation channel activity. Gene Ontology annotation, cellular component: plasma membrane. Lineage: Eukaryota; Viridiplantae; Streptophyta; Magnoliopsida; Brassicales; Brassicaceae. The record is from RefSeq and is a predicted model, not a curated record.
CGACAAAAACUUUACUACAGUUCGUUCAAUCUCUGUCGAAUCCCUUUCCAUUACCACUGACAAUCAAACAAAACAGUAAUAAGAAAAUAUCUCAAAAUCCAGAAAACAACAAUGAUUUAGGUUCAUAUAUUAUAAUCUUUGUCUCUCUCUCUCUCUCUUUUCCGCGUGGUGUGCGUGUUACUUCACCAGUGCUUUAACUUCAUAUGAAUCUCGAGUCAAUCCAUUCACUACCUCUCCUCACUCCCCAUCUCUAGCAGGUUAAAUUCUGAGAUUUGGAGUAGCAAAAGUAACAAAUCAUGGCAACACUUAAAGAUAUUGGUGUAGCAGCAGGGAUAAACAUCGUCACUGCAUUCAUUUUCUUCAUAAUCUUUGCUGUCCUGAGGCUUCAGCCAUUCAACGACCGAGUUUACUUCUCUAAAUGGUACCUCAAGGGGUUAAGAAGCAGCCCUGCAAGUGGAGGGUUUUUGAAUUUGGACGUGAGAGCAUACCUCAAGUUCUUGCAUUGGAUGCCUGAAGCUCUUAAGAUGCCUGAGCGUGAGCUGAUUGAUCAUGCGGGUCUAGACUCUGUUGUGUACCUCCGCAUCUACUUGCUUGGGCUUAAGAUUUUUGCACCAAUAGCAAUACUUGCAUGGGCAGUGCUUGUACCUGUCCAUUGGACUAACCACACGUUGGAGUUGGCUAAGCAGUUAAAGAAUGUAACUGCAAGUGAUAUUGACAAACUGUCAGUAUCAAAUAUCCCAUUGUAUUCAAAAAGGUUUGCCACUCAUAUUGUAAUGGCUUACGCCUUCACAAUCUGGACUUGUUAUAUGCUUAUGAAGGAGUAUGAGAUAAUUGCUAACAUGAGGCUUCAGUUUGUUGCCUCAGAAGCUCGUCGUCCUGACCAGUUUACUGUUCUUGUUAGGAAUGUUCCUCCGGACCCAGAUGAAACUGUAAGUGAGCUUGUGGAGCAUUUCUUCCUAGUCAAUCACCCUGACCACUACCUCACACAUCAGGUGGUAUGCAAUGCAAACAAGCUCGCUGAUUUGGUUGAUAAGAGGAAGAAGCUGCAGAAUUGGCUUGACUACUAUCAACUCAAAUACUCUAGAAACAACUCUCAGAUCAGACCAAUGGUGAAGCUUGGUUGCCUCGGCUUGUGCGGACAAAAAGUUGACGCAAUUGAACACUACAUGGCUGAAGUAGAUAAAACAUCUAAAGAGAUUGCUGAAGAAAGAGAGAAUGUGGUGAAAGAUCAAAAGUCAAUCAUGCCAGCAUCUUUUGUCUCUUUCAAGACCCGUUGGGCUGCUGCUGUCUGCGCUCAGACCACACAGACACGAAACCCAACAGAGUGGUUAACCGAAUGGGCCCCAGAGCCGCGUGAUGUGUUUUGGCCAAACCUUGCAGUGCCAUAUGUUUCUUUGACUAUAAGAAGAUUGGCAAUGAGUGUAGCCUUCUUCUUCCUCACCUUCUUCUUCAUCAUCCCUAUUGCAUUUGUACAAUCUCUUGCUACCAUUGAGGGCAUUGAGAAAGUUGCUCCCUUCUUGAGUGUCAUUAUCGAACAUGGCUUCGUUAAAUCGGUGAUAACAGGGUUGCUAUCUGGUCUUGUGCUGAAGCUUUUCCUCAUCUUUCUGCCAUCCAUACUGAUGACCAUGUCUAAGUUUGAAGGCUUUACAGCGAUUUCACUGUUGGAAAGACGUUCAGCUUCUAGAUAUUACAUAUUCAACUUUGUGAACGUCUUUCUUGCCAAUGUUAUCGCUGGAGCUGCGUUUGAGCAGCUCAACUCUUUCCUCAACCAGUCUCCAAAUCAGAUUCCUCAGACCAUUGGCGUGGCGAUACCGAUGAAAGCAACCUUCUUUAUCACAUACAUAAUGGUUGAUGGGUGGGCAGGAAUUGCAGGAGAGAUUCUCAUGUUGAAGCCUCUCAUUAUAUACCAUUUGAAAAACGCUUUCUUGGUGAAAACAGAGAAAGACAGAGAGGAAGCAAUGGACCCGGGAAGCAUCGGUUUCAACACAGGAGAGCCUCAGAUACAGCUUUACUUCCUUCUCGGUCUUGUCUACGCUCCUGUGACACCAAUGCUUCUUCCUUUCAUCCUAGUCUUCUUUGCACUUGCUUACAUUGUGUACCGUCAUCAGAUCAUAAAUGUGUAUAAUCAAGAGUAUGAGAGUGCGGCUGCGUUUUGGCCAGAUGUUCAUGGACGGAUUAUAACGGCAUUGGUCAUAUCUCAGUUGCUUCUGAUGGGUUUGUUGGUUACAAAGCGUGCUGCUUUAGCUGCGCCAUUUAUCAUCGCUCUUCCCGUGAUUACAAUCGGUUUCCACCGCUUCUGUAAAGGCCGUUAUGAGCCCGCCUUUGUCCGUUACCCCUUGCAGGAAGCUAUGAUGAAAGAUACGUUGGAAAGAGCAAAAGAGCCGAACUUGAACCUGAAAGGCUACCUGCAAGAAGCUUAUAUUCAUCCUGUUUUCAAAGGCGGUGAUGGUGAUGAUGAUGAUGACAGUGUGCUUGGGAAGUUGGAGGGUGAAGUCAUCAUAGUGCCAACGAAGCGCCAGUCGCGGAGGAACACUCCGGCCCCAAGCAGGAUCAGCGGCGAAUCUUCGCCGUCUUUGGCCGUCAUUAACGGGAAAGAAGUCUAG